UCCAAAACGUAAUUUGCUUCAACAGAAACGGUCACAUUAAGCAAACGAGCGCGCAAGUAAGAACAUUUUCGUAUAAAGUCUGCCGACUUUUAAAGCAAUUUGCCGGCCAAAAUGAAGCGUGCAAAGGAGGAGGACAAGGACGAGUCCGCCAGUGCCAACGGCACGUUGAAUACGAGCGCCGGCAGCAACAGCAACGAUGCUGCUGCAACGACAAGCACUGGCACAACAACCACAGCAACUCGCACUACAGGACGCGUCAAGAAGCCCAAACAAGUGUAUGAUCCAUCCGAUAACCAUGUACGAUACCGCAACACAACGCCAGCAAAUGCCACAGCACAGACGACGCAAAUGCCGGCACCGGCCGCAACAGCGACCGCCACAGCGACCGCCACAGCAGUGGCCCCAGUGCGUGUUACAUCGCCUGUGGCGGUGGCUGCAACCAGGCCAGAUUCAGUUGCCAAUGCCGAUGCCCAAGAUGCUGAGUCAGGGGCCCAGCCGAUGCGUCAGUAUGAUAUCUGUCAUAAAUGCAAAAAGAUGGAAGUAAAGCGUGGCUCUGGAUACAAAAGUAAUUUUCUUGGUUGCAAGAGCUGCCUGCAGAAAUGGCAUUUCUCGUGCAUGUCCAUCAGUUUUGAUGUCCUCUCGGUUGCUCGCAAGAAGUACAAAUGCCCCUCGUGCCGCUAUUGCCGCAUUUGUGGCGCCAAUGGAACAGACUUGGCCAUUUGCUCAACGUGCGUUUAUUCGUUUCAUCGCGAUUGCCAUGAUCCGCCAUUGAGCGGCUCCGAUCUCAGCGAGCGCCAGUGGCAAUGUCACAGCUGUGAGCACGGAUCGAACCACAACAAUAACAACAACAACACUUCGGGUGGUGAGCAAACUGGACGCAAAUCGUAUCCGGGACGCAUGAAGCGUGCCCAGUCAGAUCCCGCAGGUCAGGAGAAGCAGGCAAAACUCGUGAAGGAGUCAAAGGAAGAAACAAAAAGCGCCGCUGAGCCAGAGCCAAAACGCGCCACCAAAAAGAAAGAGAAAGCGGCAGAGCAAGAGGGAGAGCAUGAGCAAGAUAACGAGGAAAAGGAAAAGGAAGAGCUAGAGCCACAGUCAGAGCUCAAAGAACAGGCCGAUAAACGCUUGUCCACUGAUGAAUCAGACAUGCCCAUGGAGGCAGCUGCUGCUGUUGAGGAGCCUAAAGCAGAGACCAAGGAGGAGCCAGAGGUAAUGCCAGCUGAAACCAUGCCCGAGCCCAUGGAGCAAGAAACUGAGCAUCAAGCUGUGGAAGCAGAAGCUGCUGCUGCUGCUGCUGCUCCUCCACAGCUGGUGGAACAAAUGCCGCUCGGCAUGGACAUGGAUCAGCAGCCAUUGGAAGCGGCAGCGGUGCCAAAUGGCAGCGAUGAUGAUGAGAUUUCAGUUGUGAGUGUACAGCCGCCGCUGCCGCCGCCACCGCUACUAGUACCAUUGCCAGCUGACGACGUAACGGUGAUUUCGGUGAAUCCCGUGAGCAGCUGGACCACUGAACAGGUGACCGCAUAUGUGUCACGUUUCUAUCCGGAGGAGGCACAGGCACUCAACAGGCAGGACAUGGAUGGUGAAGCACUGAUGAUGCUUACGCGCGAGGAUAUGAUAAAUGGUUUUGGCUUUAAACUUGGCCAGGCACUGCGCGUAUUUCAGGUCAUACUUGGCCUACAAAUGCGCAACAACAAUGUAUUACUGGGCUGGUCAUCCACUUAGUUUUUAGCAGCUCACCUAAGGAUCCAUUUACAGACUUAAGUUAGAUAUUUUUUUGUUUGUUUUUUUUUUCGGACCUUAACUACAAAGUUACGCGAAUACUCCGACGUCGAAAAAUUCGUAGGGGACUAGAAACCAUUAAUUUAAGUUUUUAUUUUCUUAAGUUUGAAAAAAAGACACUCAAAAUGUUUGUGAUCGAAAACGAAGUCUUUCUCUAGUCAGAAGUAGACAAAUUUCCCGACAUCGUUGCUGGAAAAUUCAUUUAAAAAGAAGUUCAGAAAAUGUAUAAAAAGAAUGCUGGAAACCGCUUCAGAAAAAUGUUCAUGAAAGGCACUUCAAUUUAAAUUUAAAGCUCUUUAGCACUCUAAAAAAUCAAAAUAUGUACCAGCAGUUCUCAAAUUAAAUUUAUGAAAAGCGA
This is a messenger RNA of Drosophila subobscura, 2134 nucleotides long. RefSeq names its product histone-lysine N-methyltransferase 2D-like. NCBI's taxonomy places the organism in Eukaryota, Metazoa, Arthropoda, Insecta, Diptera, Drosophilidae. The transcript has 4 exons. The record is from RefSeq and is a predicted model, not a curated record. Bases 112 to 1719 code for a protein of 535 amino acids.